CAGGACCCGGCAAGGUCAGAUUGCGAGGCGGCCAGCCACAUAAAGCGGGGUGUGAAGAGUGCUUCAGCAGCUGCCCCACCAUGACCUCCUGGGCCCUCCUGCUCCUUGCCUCAGUGCUCCUGGCCACCCCGGGGCUGACCUUUUCUGGUUUGAGCCCUGAGGGCAAUGACUUGAUGACCGGUGACUUGGGUCAGGAAAAGCAGUUCUUAGAGAGCUUGGUCCUGGAGUCCCCCCAGGGUGACCAGCUGGCUAUCAAAUGCAAGAUUUGUAAGGUGACAAUCCAAGCUCUGAGAAAAGCCUUGGGAAAUGAUAUCACACAGGAAGCCAUCAAACAGGCUGCGUCCCUGGUGUGCAGGGAGCUAUUUCCACUGGAUGGUAUUUGCAAGGAAAUAAUCAAUAAAUUUCUUGAUAAGAUCACCCAGGGUAUCAUGAAUGGGAAAAGCCCUGAGGAAAUCUGUGUGAAACUCAGGAUGUGCAAAUCUGAAAAAGGUCUCGGAGCCUCUGGGGUCUCUGACGCCACCCUGGGGAGAAGCACAGAGUCUCCCACAACCACCACCUGCUUCUGCCCUCCCAGAUCCAGAGCCGACCCUCCAGUGUCUCUCAGCUAACUUCUCAUUGGCUUCCCCUGAGGGAGAAUAAAUGUCAUGCAAGCUUUUA
This is a messenger RNA of Neofelis nebulosa (Clouded leopard), 657 nucleotides long. Its product is annotated as antimicrobial peptide NK-lysin-like. Gene Ontology annotation, biological process: antimicrobial humoral immune response mediated by antimicrobial peptide; defense response to bacterium; killing of cells of another organism. The record is from RefSeq and is a predicted model, not a curated record. NCBI's taxonomy places the organism in Eukaryota, Metazoa, Chordata, Mammalia, Carnivora, Felidae. The transcript is spliced from 5 exons. Gene Ontology annotation, cellular component: cytolytic granule. The coding region runs from base 81 to 608 and encodes 175 amino acids.